This is a messenger RNA of Labeo rohita (rohu), 2311 nucleotides long. It is a transcript of the gene znhit1, whose product is annotated as zinc finger, HIT-type containing 1. The record is from RefSeq and is a predicted model, not a curated record. Gene Ontology annotation, biological process: chromatin remodeling. Gene Ontology annotation, cellular component: Swr1 complex. Gene Ontology annotation, molecular function: nucleosome binding. The transcript is spliced from 5 exons. The coding region runs from base 1607 to 2083 and encodes 158 amino acids. NCBI's taxonomy places the organism in Eukaryota, Metazoa, Chordata, Actinopteri, Cypriniformes, Cyprinidae.
GUAAGAGUAUAUUGAAUAGUAAAAAGUACAUAAACCUGUGAGCUCAAUCAUCUACUUGACCCAAUUUUACUCUUCUGAUAAUGUUUUAUUAAUGAAUAACCUCAUUCUAACUGGUAGGGUGAAUUCAGGUAAAGUGGGCUGUUUAAGCUUGAUACUCUGUUCAAAGGGUGUAUACUUUCAGAGCAUGGUUUGUAAUUAAAGGUAUACACUCUUUUUUUUUAAAAUGCUAAAAUAGUUUUGGUGGAUGCAAUAUGACACUGGUGGGUGUGACUACACCUCAAAGGAGGACCGUGUGUCAUGGUGAAAUGUAGAAACACAAGAUUUUUAUUUGUAACAUUUAAGGUUGCUCAAUAAAUGUUUUAUUCAAUACUACCAUCAACAGGGUAUAAAAUACAAAGAAUAUAUAUAUAUAUACAGAGAGAGAGAGAGAGAGAGAGAGACAUUCAGUGGCUAUUUAUGUUUUUAGAAAACAUAUGAAUGCAUUUAAAAGUUAAGGAGUUUAGAGAGCAUAGAAAGAAAAACAUUUUUACAUAUGGUUACCAUUUUAAAUGUUUUUUAAAUCAAUAUUCUGAUUUCUGAAUGUUCUGGUUUUCAGAUUUCAUCAAAUUAAUGUCAACACAACAUGUUCUUUCACUUGUUUGGUUUGUCUGAUCAUACAGUAUGCAUUAAUAAAUCAUGUUUUUUUUUUAAUUAAGAUGCACAAUAAUUUUUGAUAAAUAAGGGCCCACUUUACUCUUUACCUGAAAAGAAACUUGUCUGGAGUACAUGACCUCAAAAUGUUUAUUGGUAUAUAUCUUGUAAAUAACACUUUAUAUUAACUGUAUUUAAACUGAAAUAUUAUAGCUUCAAGUCAACAAAAUAAAGAAAAGUAAAGAAAAAGACAUCUAGGUAUCUAAAUGACGUUUUACAAAAAAGCGGCGCACUUUACCUGACUUCACCCUAUUUAACUUUUUACCUCAUUGCACUUCUGAAAAUACAUAAACACAUUCACAAAUAAUAACCAAUGUGGAGUUCAUACGAAUCUUCCAGCGGGAUAUUUUAAAAAUCAUGAAAAUACAUGAAGGACAUAAAUUUGAAGUGUUUAUCCUCAAAAGGUUGAGACUGUCGCAUGUGGUUUGAGGACUAGAAUAGACAAAACAUGCCACUGCAUUUGUGUCACCGUGUAACAUGCAUUUAAUAUAACGUUAACUUUUAUGAUUCAUUAGCCCAUAUUUAGGAUUAUCUAUAAUAAUCUGAUCUGCUGAAAAUUAAAUCUUUCAAGUGUGAGCUCAGUGGUACUUUUCUCAGAAGUUUUGCACCAUUGAAGAAGGUCUAUUGAGGCCCCCUAGUGGGCCUCGACGAGAAUAGGUCGAGAACAACUGUUUUAAUAAUCCUGCAUUACCAGAGACUGCAGUUUCAGGACUGCAUUUCUAGGACCCUAGUUUUUUUGUGACAGCGCCACCUAGCCAAUUCUACACCUUAUUACUGCGAGAGGAUCAUACUCCAAUUGUUUUAGCUAGACGAUUAUUGCACAGCAGUUCGCUAGAGGUCAGUAGUGCACAAGCAGAUUAAAAACCACCACAAAUCAACAGAAGAAAAACGCUGGUUCUCAUUUAAACAUCCGAGCAUGGCGGAUAAGAAAACAACCGUCCGCUCGCACGAUCCCAACCAGCGGCGUGUCCUGGACAGCGCGACGCGCCAGCGCCGUUUAACCCGUCAGCUCGAGGCUCUCGAGAAAGACAAUUUCCAGGAUGACCCUCACGCGAGCCUCCCGCAGCUCGUCAAGCGGCUACCGCAGUUCGACGAGAGCAACGAAUCCGGUAACGAAUCGAGCAAGCGGAGGAAGAAGACGAGGGGUGAUCAUUUUAAGCAGAGGUUCCGCAAAAACUUCCAGACUCUUCUGGAGGAGGAGGACUUGAGUGUCAGUGAGGGUCCGAACUAUCUGACUGCAUGUGCUGAGCCCUCCAAGUUUCCUCAGCGACAUUUCUGUGCAGUGUGCGGCUUCCCUUCAAACUACACUUGUGUGUCAUGUGGAGCUCGCUACUGCUGUGUCCGAUGUUUAGGAACACACCAUGAGACCAGGUGUCUAAAGUGGACGGUAUGAUUUGCUUCUCUCUACUGAACUCCUAUCAAAAUCAAAACAAGCUUAUGUUUCUCAGAAGCAUCACAGUCAUUUGCCUGCACAAUAAACAUGUUGAGGUAUAAAUCACUAGAAGCCUUAGGUCUGACAGCUGAAAUAAUAGUCUGUCAUCUCUGCACCUCAAUGUACAACAAGUAGGCUGCACUUCAUUUGAAAUUUCACAUCAGAUGAAAUAUAAAGCAUUUGCCAAAA